CGCCCGCAAUACCUCCUCCACUUGCCCUUCCGCCAUAGCAUGAACUCGCAAUCCUUAAAGCCUAGACAGCCAUCUACCAUUGAUAUCGACCCCCUGGCUGCCGCCCAUCUGUAUUACGGCGACUCGCACUCCAAGAGGAACGCUAAAGCACGGACUUACUCUGCUGUUGUAGAAACUCGUAGCGGCCGCAACGACACCAAAUCCGAUGGUGGGUUUCCAGGCCGGAGGAUUAGCCAUGAUGAGGUCUCCCUCCAACCCCGCAAAUUCCUUAUACAGGUCGAACCGACCCUCAAAACGCUCCUCGCCCGGGAGGAUACCGACGAUAACUGCCAGAUAACAAUUGACGACCAUGGCCCGAAGGUCCUCUCUGUUGGAACUCUUGCCUCCCGAGGCCACAACAAGUUUGACGUUCGGGGCACCUAUAUGCUCUCCAACCUCCUCCAGGAGCUCACACUUGCGCAAGACUACGGUCGCAAGACCAUCGUCCUCGAUGAGGCUCGACUAAACGAAAAUCCCGUCAAUCGCCUGUCUCGGUUGAUCACAUACUCUUUCUGGGAUGGCCUGACUCGCCGCAUCGACGGCUCGAACAUUGCCCAGGUUGGCCGCGAUCCCAAGGAUUGGACCGAGGACCCACGCCCACGUGUCUAUGUUCCCAAAGGAGCGCCAGAGCAAUACGAAUACUACAGCCGCAUCGCCCAGGAACACCCUGAAAUACGUUUGGAUGUACAAUGGCUCAAGGAGGAUUUUGACGAUGCUUAUGUUCGAGACUUGAAUGCCGCCCCUGGUCUACUCGCAAUUGCCAUGGAGGAGUACAUAGACCCUGUCACGGGCAAGAAAGACCUGAAGGGUCUUCCGUUUGUUGUUCCAGGUGGUCGGUUCAACGAACUAUAUGGAUGGGACAGCUACAUGGAGUCGCUUGGCCUCCUGAUCAAUGACCGUGUCGACUUGGUCAAAUCCAUGGUCAUUCACUUCUGCUUCUGCAUCAAACAUUAUGGCAAAAUUCUGAACGCUAAUCGAACCUACUACCUCUGUCGAUCUCAGCCGCCGUUUCUGACCGACAUGGCACUGCGCGUGUAUGACCGAAUCAAGCACGAGCCCGGGGCCUUGGACUUUUUGCGUGAGGCGACAUUGGCAGCUAUCAAAGAGUACCACAGCGUCUGGAUGAGCAGUCCUCGUUUGGACCCAGUCACGGGACUCUCCCGGUAUCGCCCAGGUGGUCUCGGUGUACCCCCAGAAACUGAAGCCUCUCACUUCGAGCAUAUCUUGACUCCGUAUGCGAAGAAGCAUGGUAUGACGUUCACACAAUUUGUGGAUGCGUACAAUCACCAGCGAGUCGAUGAGCCCGAACUAGAUGAGUACUUCCUACACGACCGCGCUGUUCGAGAGUCUGGCCACGAUACUUCAUACCGUCUCGAAAAGGUUGCUGCAAAUCUCGCCGUUGUUGAUAUUAAUGCUCUACUAUACAAGUAUGAGACAGAUAUCGGCCGGAUCAUUCGUGCACACUUCGGAGAUAGGCUUCCAGUCCCUGCCGAAUUUUGUGCUAAAGGCAUGACCCCGGGGUAUCUCGAGACUUCGGCAGCUUGGGAACGUCGUUCGAGGAAACGGCGUUUGGCUGUGGAUAAGUAUCUCUGGGACGAAGAGGCGGGUAUGUACUUCGACUAUGACACUGUUAAAAAGGAGCGAACUGGAUACGAGAGUGCUACGACCUUCUGGCCAAUGUGGUCCGGUCUUGCGACUCCGCGUCAAGCAGCUGUCCUCGUUGCUCAUGCGCUUCCAAAGUUUGAGGCUUUUGGAGGCCUUGUGUCUGGUACUGAAGAGUCGCGCGGUCCAGUCGGUCUUGACCGUCCGAAUCGCCAGUGGGAUUAUCCUUUUGGAUGGGCGCCCCAGCAGAUUCUUGCUUGGGUCGGCCUUCAGCGCUAUGGAUAUGAUGGCGAUGCCCAACGAUUGGCGUAUCGAUGGCUUUACAUGGUUACGAAGGCUUUUGUCGACUUCAACGGCGUUGUGGUGGAGAAGUAUGAUGUCACACGCCCCAUUGAUCCUCAUAAAGUUGAAGCCGAGUAUGGGAAUCAGGGAAGUGACUUCAGGGGCGUUCCCCGUGAGGGAUUUGGCUGGGUCAAUGCUAGCUACAUCUACGGCCUCACGCUCCUCAGCGCUCAUAUGAGACGUGCGCUGGGCACGCUCACGACUUACGACACUUUUGUCAAGGCGACCGAGGCCCUGGGAUUCUAUUAGAAUCUUGCUUUGUCUUCAAUGACAUGACGAUUUAGCCACGAUUGCAUGCACCAAGAACAUUAAACAUGUGCUAGACCGUUGCUUUCACUGCAACCAUUGCUAGGCCCGGACGAUGUUCAGAUCAGAGCAACUAGCGCUACUGGACUGGAUAUGGGGGGCUGAUGAAUUGGAAAUAGCGAUGGCCGACACAACCUAGAAGGUAAUGAUAUUCUUUAGAACCGCGUCCUUGUUUACAGCCCGCUACUUGCAUUCUCGCAAUAUGCAUUCUCGCAAUAAUUGCGACGUGGAAUCCAUU
This is a messenger RNA of Lindgomyces ingoldianus, 2527 nucleotides long. RefSeq names its product neutral trehalase. Gene Ontology annotation, cellular component: cytoplasm. Lineage: Eukaryota; Fungi; Ascomycota; Dothideomycetes; Pleosporales; Lindgomycetaceae. The coding region runs from base 40 to 2232 and encodes 730 amino acids. Gene Ontology annotation, biological process: trehalose catabolic process. The record is from RefSeq and is a predicted model, not a curated record. The transcript has 5 exons. Gene Ontology annotation, molecular function: alpha,alpha-trehalase activity; calcium ion binding.